This is a messenger RNA of Habropoda laboriosa, 1335 nucleotides long. Its product is annotated as piggyBac transposable element-derived protein 4-like. NCBI's taxonomy places the organism in Eukaryota, Metazoa, Arthropoda, Insecta, Hymenoptera, Apidae. The record is from RefSeq and is a predicted model, not a curated record.
AUGGAGCCGUUUAGGAAUGAUUCUCAAUAUAAUGAGAGUAGUGAUGAUGGGUUGGAAGUCGAAGAGUAUAACGAAUAUGUGAAUAAUUCGUGUAUAUAUGACUCUCUACAAGAUACCGAAAGUGACGCCAGUGACUGUAUAGUUCCUCCUAAGAGACGGAAUGUAUCAAGAAUUGUUAGUGAAAGUGAGGAGAGUCAAGACGAUGAAGAAGAAGAUCCUGAAGAAACAGAAAACUCAAAUACCAGUGAAGAAUGGGAGGACGUCACGGAAAAGGCCGAUUUGCCUUUUAGUUUUGCAUUCAAAACUUCUCCCCGAACAGUGGGACCACAAAUAUCUCGGGACGUGAAAAAAGCACUGGACUUUUUCAAGUUAUACUUCACGGACAUAUUGAUUGACCAGAUAGUAAAGGAGACCAACAACUACGCAAGAAAGAAGAUCAGCGAAAAAUAGUUGGCUAGCAAAUCAAUUUGGCAUUCGUGGGUCGACGUUACCCGUGAAGAAUUCAUGGCAUUCAUCGGCGUAAUUCUUAACAUGGGAACAAUGCCACUUCCAAAUAUAGCGGAGUAUUGGUCAGUUAGGAGCAAUACUAAAAUUCCUUUUUAUUCGCAAACAUUCAAAAGAGACAGAUUCCGGCAAAUUUUUUGGAUGCUACAUCUACGAACCGAUGCACCGUCCGAUACAUCGCUGAAAACCCGCAUUAGGAAGGCGGACGACUUUCUGCGAUACAUUGACACAAAAUUUGCCGAACAUUUUAUACCUGGCGAGGAUGUUUGUGUCGAUGAGUCAAUAGUAAAAUUCAAGGGCAAAAUUGCAUUCAUCACAUACAACCCCAAAAAACCAACGAAAUGGGGUAUAAGGAUUUACGUAUUGGCCGAUGUGGAAACCGGAUACGUAUAUUCGAUUUUGCCAUAUUAUGGAAGUUUGACGACCGAAACCUUAGAGAAACCAGAACUUCCAGUUAGUUCCAGAAUCCCAUUGACUUUGAUAAAGAAACUCCUGAACAACGUUCCAAGCACAGAGGGCUACCACCUGUACACGGGCAGAUUUUUUACAAGAUUGACAGGAACAAUAAUGCCAAACGGGAAACACCUGCCACCUCAAAUUAAGAAGCCUAGAUUUUUAACAAAAUGUACCGUAGCUUAUAAGAAGAAUAAUACGCUAGUCCUCGCAUGGACUUUCCUGAGCACCAGCGAUGCAGCAAGUCUCCAACACGUUACAGCAAGAAGACGCGGUGGUGGUGCAAUUAAUGUGUUGAAGCCAGUUGUAGCCGUAAAUUACACCAAAAAAAUGAGGGCUGUGGAUCGCGCUGACCAAUAUGCAGCAUCAUACUGUUUU